Messenger RNA from Solanum lycopersicum (tomato), 652 nucleotides. RefSeq names its product calcium-binding protein KRP1-like. Gene Ontology annotation, molecular function: calcium ion binding. Lineage: Eukaryota; Viridiplantae; Streptophyta; Magnoliopsida; Solanales; Solanaceae. The record is from RefSeq and is a predicted model, not a curated record.
CAUCUAUUAUUCAUCAACUCAUCUUUUGUACUAACAAAACAUCGAUAAUAUCCAUUUUCGAAAAUUCAUCGUGUACGUUAAUUAAUUUUUAAGGCAUGGCUACAUUGGGACGUGACGUUGUGUUUGAGGAUUUUUUUCCAUCAAUGAUGGAGAAACUAGGGUCAGAAGGGUUCUUGAAGGAGCUAAAGAACGGGUUCCGGGCAUUGAUGGAUAAGGAGAGGGAAGUGAUCACGUUUGAGAGCUUGAAGAGGAAUUCGGCGUUGUUAGGGUUAGAAGGAAUGAGUGAUGAUGAACUAAUGUGUAUGUUGAGGGAAGGGGAUUUGAAUGGAGAUGAUUGCUUGAAUGAGAAAGAAUUUUGUGUGCUAAUGGUAAGGUUGAGCCCUGAUUUGAUGGAAAAAUCGAGAAUGUGGUUCGCUCAGAGCAUUGAAAAUGAUCUGAUGUAGGCUCGUAUUAGCAUGUGCUUUAUUGAGGGCAUUCAUUUUGAAGUAGGAUUAUUAAGCUAUUCUAGCUAGGUCUAUUAAUUUCUAUCUUGUUAUUUUUUCCUCCUAUGUAUGUGUCGUCUAGUUUUAUUAUUAGUGAAGUUCAUUGUUUUAUUUGCCAUUAUUAAUGUAGUUUUUUCGGAAUUCAAUGAAAUUUUGGUUGUUAAUCGUUA